AUUGGCGACAAGCUUGCGGCCUCGACAUGGCCACUUCUUGCUACCCGCCCUCGCUGUCGAGCCUUGCAUCUGUCUCAUCGCACGCUUAUUCUGACGACGCACAGUCAGUGAUCCAGCUGAAUUCAAAGGCAGCCUCAAGCAUGGGAAGAAGGGACACAAGUAUAGAGCGAGAACUGCUCGACUCUGCCUUUGACGAGCGCUUGCUGGAUCUCAAGGCAAACCAAUUGUCGCCCACACGCAAACUAAGGCAGGUACAGUCAUUCGAUGUCCUCUCGCCGGCGAUACGGAGCACGCAAUUUGGACAGUCUAACCGGCAGCCGACCUCAAGCACGCUAGCAAGCACCAUGACUGCAUCUGGCUCAUUCUAUACCGCUCUGCAAGGCGGUUCGUCCGCUGAUGAAGCAUCUUUGCCCUCGUCAAUUUAUGCUACGCCCGCGUCCGCCAUACGACCCUCGCAUCAUGCUGGUCCAGAUCCACGUACAGAAUCACCUAGCAGGCUGCAGAGACGUUCGCUCUCUGUUGAGCUUGUCGACGCACAUCACGAAAUCGGCCGUUCGAGCACGCUGAAACGAUGGCAGGCGCACGAAAGCCCAAUCGUCACAGACGAAUCCCUCAAGCAUCGUCCUUCGUACGCAGAAAUGAUAGCAAAGCGCGAAGAGCAAGUCCGGCAACGUUAUCGAGAGGCCCAAGCUGCCAAGGGUGCCGAAGAAGUUGACGAUGCACCAGAUCAGAGUGAAGACUCGAGUGCGGACGUCGAUCUAGAUUUUGACUGGGAGCGCCCUGCAUGGCAAAAUAGCGUGCAUCGAUCGAGUGGCUCAGUACGAGCAGGCGAGGUCUUUUCAUCCGCUCGAACGCUCGCGCCCGGUCCACGAAUGUCUAAACGCUACAGUCGAUCUUCCGUCGAGCUCGGACGAAUGUACAGCUCAUCAUCGCGCGGCACCAUACGACCAAGUCCAGCACGCACCCGUACAUCAUCUCAUGACUUUGCCGUAUUGCUCGAACGUGCCCCUUCGCAAUGCUCACGAUGGACAGAUCAUUCCAGAUCGAGCACAGGUUGGAGCGUCAACAGGACUGCGCCACUUUCUGAUCAAUGGCCAGCUCGAGAUUCUGUCGACUAUGUAAGCGAACAUCCUCACAUUGCACGAAAAGCGUCAUCGACUUUCUCACUGCGCAAAGUCUUCACCGCUCGUCCUCGCGAAACCGGCAGCGGUCCAGCAACGCCCACGCUCACUUCUGGCUGGCAAGCCGAUAUGCACGAACAUCACACGGUCCACUUUAUUGAAGGCUCAGUAGCAGCCUCGACACCUACCUUGACCUUCUCAGACGACACUUUCGCCGCGCCACAACCAGCUUACGCCAAAGUACCUGCUUUCAGUCCUUUCAACAGUCCGCGUCUAUCGAAUGGCCCAUCUCCGAGGCUGUGUCCCGAAACGCCUGCUUCCUACAUUGCCGCUUCACCUCGUCUGCAAAGUGAGACCGGCAAACAAUACGGUCUGGGGCUUUCUAUUCCGUCCAGCUUGCAAAGUCCUAGUUUGGCCAGUCAAGCGGGACUGCUUUCACCUGUGCAAGCGCAAGUACCGAGUGCAGAUCUUGCUACACCAUUGCUCGCAACUCGGAAUAGCUCUCAAUGGACUCGUACGACUCACACUCCGCUGCGCAUCGUCGAGGACACACUGCCGGCCAAGCUGCUCUUCUGGACAGGCUUCUUUCUCGGACCGUGGACCUGGGCUAUCGGAGGUUGGUACUUGCGCAACGAUGGCGAAAUGCGCAACUGGCAGGGCGCCAUCUGUCGAUGUGUGGCAGACGAAGAGGCCUGUCAGCUUGAUGCUCAUCACGACUUGAAGCUGUUGGGCGUGCAGAUGAGCGAGCAUGGCUAUCGCGAAGACGCCAAGCACCAGCUCUCUCAUUCUGACUAUGCACGAUGGCUCGAUGUAGGCGAGACACGCAAGCCCGGGCCCGUGUUCUGGGUUCGCGCAAAUCGCGCAGCUGCUUCACUCAGCCUUCUCGCAGUGCUCGGAGUUGUAAUUUACACCAUCAGGCUCGCAAUUGUCGGAUAAAUGCAUCUUGUUAAGCCAUG
Mixia osmundae IAM 14324 is the source of this 2077-nucleotide messenger RNA. RefSeq lists its product as uncharacterized. Lineage: Eukaryota; Fungi; Basidiomycota; Mixiomycetes; Mixiales; Mixiaceae. The transcript has 2 exons. The record is from RefSeq and is a predicted model, not a curated record. Bases 27 to 2057 code for a protein of 676 amino acids.